This is a messenger RNA of Myotis davidii, 1884 nucleotides long. It is a transcript of the gene OTOR, whose product is annotated as otoraplin. Gene Ontology annotation, biological process: cartilage condensation. The record is from RefSeq and is a predicted model, not a curated record. Gene Ontology annotation, molecular function: protein binding. The transcript has 4 exons. The coding region runs from base 733 to 1122 and encodes 129 amino acids. Lineage: Eukaryota; Metazoa; Chordata; Mammalia; Chiroptera; Vespertilionidae.
GGGAGUGGUAACUCAAACCUCUAGCUUUGUUCCCUUCUUUAGGAUCCAUAACCCUUGAACAUUUUGAGACUGACUUUCAAAAGUCUCUGAUAAAGUAGGUGGAGAAAGAUUGUUCCAUUUUUCCAACCCACCCAUCUCUUCCUUUCCCCAUUGGUAGGGUCUGAAUGUAACUCCUGUGCUACAAUCCAUGUCUGCCCCACGACAGACACAAUUUCUAAGAAUCCUAUUAUGAAUGACUUCUAAACUCAAGGAUCCUUUCAUUCACCUAUUAUAUAAACCCAGAUAGUCGAUUGAAUUUGUUUAAAUCAAAAUCCUUUGAACCAAAGAUGUAGCUCUCACAUUUUCAACAGAUUCCUACAGUGAGCACAUUUUUGCUCAGAGGUUGAAAGAAUAUGAGAAUUGAACUAAAUUUUUUUAAACAGAUUUAAAAUUCUCCUAGUUUUCUCAACAAUGCCCUGCUGACGCAGUAAACCACAACUAAAGUGGCUUUAACAAUGAUGGACCAGUUGGAAAUCAUUUGUGUAUAAAAAGAAGACAUAGAAUUUGAGUCUCUUUGGAAAAUCAGAUGCCAAGUAGCCCCUGGGGCCCAGUGGCUGUUAUGAAAGCAGAGGCACCUUCCCAUUGGCCUGGGGGAUUUACCCAGAUGUCUGGCUUCCACAUAAAAGGCAGGAACCACUGAAGUCAGUUUUCACUUCCACUCAAAGGGCGAUAGCAUAAGCAGCAAACAAGGCGAUGGCAAGACUGUUGUUACUUUUCCUUCCAGGUCUUGUGGCCGUAGGCACCGUGCAUGGAAUAUUUAUGGACAAACUUGCUUCCAAGAAGCUCUGUGCAGAUGACGAGUGUGUCUAUACUAUUUCUCUGGCCAGAGCUCAAGAAGAUUACAAUGCCCCAGACUGUAGAUUCAUUAACGCUAAAAAAGGGCAGCAGAUAUAUGUUUACUCAAAGCUGGUAAAAGAAAAUGAAGCUGGAGAAUUUUGGGCUGGCAGUGUGUAUGGCGAUGACCAUGAGGACGAGAUGGGAACGGUGGGUUAUUUUCCCAGGAACUUGGUGGAGGAGCAACACGUGUACCAGGAAGCCACCAAGGAAGUCCCGACCACAGAUAUUGACUUUUUCUGCGAGUAAGAAAUUAGACAAAUCUGCAAGUAGAAAGAAAACACCAAAAUUAAGAAAAAAGGCAAACAAACAAGACACCCCAAAUUCUGUGUCCCUUAUUUGGGACUUUGGGUUCCAGGAUUUGUUACCUUACAGGAGGACUAAGAUUUGGGGCCAGAGGUGGCAGAAAAGGAAGGGCUUCAACUCAGUCUCAUUUUCUGUUGGCUUGGUUUCAGCACAAGUGGGUGAUUGAACAGAGGAUUACUUGUCAGCCUCCUCCUACAGGGGGAUGCAUAGAGAAGAUAGGUCAUCCAUAGCUAUUUCUGAAGAGUAAUUCUUCCCUGCUCUUUGGCUCCCUGUAUAAACCUGGUAGAUCACACAGGUCUUCCCUUUGGACCUGCUGUUUUCUUCCUACAUGACUUUCUGGAAAAUUGGAAUGUUAUAAUUUACCCAAAGGCGCUGUAUCAUCAGGCAAUACUCAAGGAUUGUUGUUACUUUUCAUCUUUGAUGGCUUUGGAAUGUGAAGUUGUUGGUGGGGGGAGAGCUAUUUGGACUCAUAGAUGUUUGAACUAUGGUUUUAAAUUUAUCUUUUUAAAAAGUCUCACAAAUUAUUUCAUCUGAAUAAUUUUACCCUCUAAAUGAUCAAUUUACCCCACUCCAAAUUUUAAAUAUGUGUGUAUACAGUGGGGGUGGGACAGUUUAUAAAAUAUUUUUAAUGAGAUAGUUUCCCUUUAAUAUGUGCUACCACUUGGUGUUAUUCAAGCUUCAAGUGAAAAGACACAGAAAAAAAAA